Messenger RNA from Panicum virgatum (switchgrass), 1889 nucleotides. Its product is annotated as sesquithujene synthase A-like. Gene Ontology annotation, biological process: diterpenoid biosynthetic process. The record is from RefSeq and is a predicted model, not a curated record. Lineage: Eukaryota; Viridiplantae; Streptophyta; Magnoliopsida; Poales; Poaceae. Gene Ontology annotation, molecular function: magnesium ion binding; terpene synthase activity. The transcript has 7 exons. Bases 35 to 1669 code for a protein of 544 amino acids.
GCAAGAAAAUAUAAACUAGAGUGGAAUUGAGAACAUGGCGCCUGCUUCUGUAGAUCAUGACCAAAAGGCAGAGGAGCUACGGAAGGCUACUACCUUCCACCCAAGCCUGUGGGGUGAUUUCUUCCUGACAUACCAGCCACCAACUGCGCCUCAGCACGAAUACAUGAAAGAAAGAGCUGUGGUGCUAAGAGAAGAUGUUAGGAAGAUAGUGAAUGGCUCAACUGAUUUACGGGAAACAAUGGAUCUUAUAAUCACAUUGCAACGACUUGGACUAGAUUACUACUACGAGAAUGAGAUAGACAAGUUACUGCAAGAUAUUCACAACUUAGAUUACAAUGAUAAGGAUCUAAACUUAGUUUCACUGCGGUUUUACCUUCUAAGAAAGAACAAUUACGAUGUGUCAUCAGAUGUAUUCCUAAAUUUUAAAAUACAAGAUGGGAACUUUGCCAUUGCUGACACAAGAAGUUUGUUAAGCUUAUAUAAUGCAGCAUAUUUGAGGAGACAUGGAGAUAAGGUACUGGAUGAAGCAAUCUCUUUCACUAGAUGUUGCCUUCAAGAUAUAGUUGAACAUUCAGAAUCACCAUUCGCAAAGGAGGUGUCUUCUUCUCUUCACACACCUCUUUUUCGAAGGGUUGGAAUAUUAGAAGCAAGAAAUUACAUACCCAUUUAUGAAAAAGAGGCUACACGAAACGAAGCCAUAUUGGAGUAUGCAAAAUUGAAUUUUUACCUUCAACAACUUGUUUUCUGCGAAGAGUUAAAGCAUUGCACAAUGUGGUGGAAGGAAUUCCUUGUCAAAUCAAAGAUGACUUUUGUUAGAGAUAGAAUAGUAGAGGUAUAUUUCUGGAUGAAUGGGGCAUGCUAUGAUCCUCCAUAUUCUCACUCUCGAAUUAUACUUACCAAGAUCACGUCUCUUGUUACAAUACUUGAUGAUAUGUUUGACACAUAUGGUACCACUGAGGAGUGCAUAAAAUUUGCUGAAGCAAUUAACAGGUGGAAUGAAAGUGCAGUACCUCUCCUUCCAGAGUACAUGAAGGGUUUCUACUUAUUUCUGUUGGAGACAUUUUAUUCAUUUGAGGAUGAGUUAGGACCAGAGAAGAGCUACCGUGUGCUUUACCUAAAAGAGGCGAUGAAGCGUUUAGUUCAGCAGUACUCCAAGGAAGUAGAAUGGCGUGAUGAAGAUUAUGUGCCAGAAACAAUGUGUGAACACCUUCAAGUUUCAAUGGAAAGCAUUGGAUCCGUCGCUCUAGCCUGUGCUGCAUAUGUUGGAAUGGGUGAUGUAAUAACAAAGGGGACCCUCGAGUGGGUUUUGAGCUAUCCUCAGUUCCUCACGUCUUUUGGUGUUUUUGUUCGGCUCUCCAAUGAUCUUGUAUCAACGAAGCGUGAGCAAACAGCAGACCACAGUGCCUCCACUGUCCACUGUUACAUGAAGGAGCAUGGGACAACAAUGAAUGAUGCAUGUGAAAAGAUAAAAGAACUUACUGAAGAUUUAUGGAAGGAUAUGUUAGAACAAUGCCUUGCACUGAAAGGACUACCAAAGGUCGUGCCACGAACAGUGUUUGACUUUUCAAGAACUACAGAUAAUAUGUACAAGAAUUGUGAUGCAUUCACUUCUUCACAAGCACUCAAACAAAUGAUAGAACUGCUCUUUGUGGAGCCAAUACCGGAAUGAAGCUUGCCAAGUGGAGGUAGAGCCAUAAAAGUAGUUAUGAGGUAUAUUGUGAUUUUGGAAUAACCAGAGUCUCGAUGAAAUAAUAAGUAUUGUCAUCAGCUCUAAUAAAUGUAUCGUGCUCUCACAAUCCCGCUCAUGUAUGUAACCGCAGUGCUAGUGGUAAUGCCAAUUUGCUGCUGAGAAAUAAAAAUAUGUACUCCCUCCUUCCCCGUUUAUAAGG